Molecule: messenger RNA, 1020 nt
Organism: Aspergillus chevalieri
Lineage: Eukaryota; Fungi; Ascomycota; Eurotiomycetes; Eurotiales; Aspergillaceae
Gene: DMC1
Product: recombinase DMC1
Exons: 9
Coding region: 1-1020 (339 amino acids)
Biological process (GO): DNA recombinase assembly; mitotic recombination; reciprocal meiotic recombination
Cellular component (GO): nucleus; condensed nuclear chromosome
Molecular function (GO): ATP binding; DNA strand exchange activity; ATP-dependent DNA damage sensor activity
Source: RefSeq, a predicted model, not a curated record
AUGUCCGGAUCUGACGCAGGCGACGAGUUCAACGAUGAUCUAGAGGAUUUCAUCGUUGAUAUCGACGGUAUCCAGGCUCAUGGAAUCAGUGCAGCGGAUAUCACGAAACUCAAGGCAAAUGGAUUCUAUACUGUUGCUUCCGUCCAUGGCGCUACGCGGAAGACCCUGUUGAAGAUUCGAGGGUUCAGCGAGAUCAAGGUUGAGAAGGUUAAAGAGGCUAUUCAGAAGUGUCUGCCCUCUGCUUCUGGGUUCAUCACGGCCAUGGAGCUGAAUCAUCAGCGCAAGAGGGUUACCAAGAUCUCGACUGGAAGCAAGCAGUUUGAUGCUAUCCUUGGAGGGGGCUUCCAGAGCAUGAGCAUCAGCGAGGUCUUUGGUGAGUUCCGUUGCGGUAAAACACAGCUAUCACACACGAUGUCCGUUGUCGCACAACUUCCUAAGGAGAUGGGAGGCGCAGAUGGCAAGGUUGCCUACAUUGAUACCGAGGGUACCUUUCGUCCAGAGCGUAUUGUCCAGAUUGCAGAGCGUUUCGGUGUUGAUCCAGACUCUGCUCAGGAGAAUAUCGCUUACGCCAGAGCGCUCAAUAGCGAGCAUCAGCUGGAGCUGUUGUACACUCUCAGCAAGGAGUUCGCGGCGGGCGAGUACAGGCUGUUGAUUAUUGAUAGUAUUAUGAAUUGCUUCCGUGUGGACUACUGUGGACGUGGAGAGCUUGCGGAUCGCCAGCAGAAACUUAACCAGUUCUUGAUGAAGCUUUCGCAUAUGGCUGAAGAAUUCAACAUCUGCGUUCUGAUGACAAACCAAGUCCAAAGCGAUCCUGGCGCCAGUGCCCUCUUUGCAGGAGCUGAUGGCCGUAAGCCCGUUGGAGGACAUGUCUUGGCGCAUGCGUCUGCGACUCGUGUUCUGCUUCGGAAGGGACGUGGAGAUGAACGUGUGGCCAAGAUUCAGGAUUCACCGGAUUGCCCUGAGCGCGAGGCGACCUAUGUGAUCACGAACGGCGGAAUUAAUGAUCCUGAUAAGAUUUAA